This is a messenger RNA of Misgurnus anguillicaudatus (oriental weatherfish), 1517 nucleotides long. The record is from RefSeq and is a predicted model, not a curated record. Lineage: Eukaryota; Metazoa; Chordata; Actinopteri; Cypriniformes; Cobitidae.
CGAACCUCGUAUAUGUGACGUAUUUUCCCCGCGCCGGAAACGUGCUUGCGAGUGCUGAUGUGUUAUUUCCCUUUGAUAGAUGUUUAGUUUCAAGACAAAUAUAAAAAAUAGUCACUAUUAGUUUAUUUAAAUGUUUAUAAGGAGCGGCGUUAUUACGUUUUAAAAACCCGUCGCACGAGAAGCGGAGCACUGGAGAAAUGCCGCCAAAAGGAAAAGUGGGAACCAAAGGCAAGAAGCAAAUCUAUGAUGAAAACCAGAAUACUUUAAAAUUUUAUUUCAGAAUCAUCCUUGGAGCAAACGCUAUUUACGUAGCCAUCAAUUUCCUACUCUUUUACAACUCAUCUACGUUCUGGACAUUGUUCUCGCUACUGUUUGCAAUGGCUGUUUAUGUUGGCAGCUACAAAUCUAUGUCAGCAAUGGCUAAAGCUACAUUUGCUGAUGAUGGUAGCUUGCUGGAUGGAGGAAUUGACCUAAAUAUGGAACAGGGCAUGGCAGAACACCUCAAGGAUGUGAUUCUUCUUACUGCUAUUGUUCAAGUCCUCAGCACACUGUCAUCCUACUUCUGGUACUUCUGGCUCCUGGCACCUGCGAGGGCAUUUCACUUACUGUGGGUGAACUUCUUAGGCCCCUGGUUUUCUGCUGAUUCACAGGCAGCUCCUGAAGAGAACGAGAAGAAUGAUAAAAAACAGAGGCGACAGGAAAGACGACAAAUGAAAAGAUUCUAGAUCUGUCCACUUUCUUUUACAAUAACAAAAAACACUUAAUUUAAAUUCUUAUGAAAAGAAUAUGACAUAUUAGCAAUAUACGGAAAUAGACAGACACUGUAAAGUGUCUUUGGCUUUUAUUUUUUUCCCUCAUCAACUGGCCCGUCCUUCUCAUUCUUCAGGCUUCUUUUACACCCGUCUCAAACUUGCUCAGGGGUGCCAUGGUCAUAUCUGCCUGCUAACGGUUUUUAUUUCAUUCUGAAGUAAAACACAACCAAAUGCCAUUUGUUUACUGUAGUUAGCUACUACUUUCAUGAGUUCCAGUUCUCAUUUGCAGGUAUAGCUAUUGCUUUAUCAGACAACUACGUGGCACGUUGCCCUCAGCUAUUUUGACAAAGUUACAUGAGUUCAACAACCAGUUGAAAUGAGACAUCACAUCAUUUUGGCUUUUAGACUCCAUGCCAUUGGAUGUUAUUGUUUUGAUUGUAUAUGUUUCUGUAUCAAAACUUUUGAUAAUGUUUGAUCUGUGACGUCACGUGUUGUUCUGAGGAAGCAUGUGGUGGCUUGGUGCUGCCUUGAGAGACAAAUGCAGAAUGACUGACCUUCAGUGGCAUGGCAUUAAAAGACUUUAUAUGAUUACAUCUAUUUUUUUAAAGUAGUCUGCUGAAACUGUUUUGCGUUGUAAUUUUGGGUGGAUUAGUGUAAAGAAUUUUUAAACACACAAUCUCACGUAUUGACUUUUACAUACUGCAUGUUGUUCAGGAGCAAAAUGUGGAUAUCGAAUUAUGUGAAAUAAAUAAAAAAUACAAGAUA